AACGGGUCACCUGUACAGCAAGAGCAAGAGAAACAAAAAUAACUAACGAAGUGGACCAGAAGAAGGGAGGAACGAGAGGAGGAGGACCUAAGAAGCGAUACAAAGCGUUACAGGUCAAAAGAAGAAGAGGAAGAAGAAGACCAAGACCAAGGCCAAGCACCGCUCAAAACAAAAACAAACGCAGGAGAAGAGUAACAGUGGGCCCACAGCCUAACUAGCCCCAUAAAACACCCACGAAGAAGAAGAAGAAGACCUCCCCACCAUUAACCCCACACACGCCACUCUGAGUCUUCCAAAACUAAAAGAACUCCACCUUAACCUGAUGGAUGGCAACUUAUCGCCACUAAAUUAGUAACAUUUAUCACCAGAAAAACAUGAACCACGUCAAAAAAUCGUUGGUUGGGUGAAACGGUAAAUUGUCCCAUAUCGCUGUUAAGGAAAGAAACUUAUUGUAACUAUUAUUGUAACCUGGCGCUGCUGAUAUGGUGCAGGUGUGACGCUCUGUUGAAGGGGCCUUUUCAGAAACUGUGACUAAGGAAGCAGGCUUUGUUCCCUCAAGGUACUGAAUCCAAGGUCAAAAAUAAUGAGAUCAAGUUAAGGUUUAACCAGCCAGCCACUCCAUGUCAGGCACACCAUGGAGAGACAUUUUGGGAACUACGCCUCUUUAAGGCAGCAGAUUGUUAAUUCCAGUCCAGAGUUGAGAGCAUUGGAGUCAAAACUUCAAGCCUGUGCGGUUACUCGUGACAACAAGGCAGCCAUCGCUGAAAAAGGAGUUCAUGAGAAAUUAAGAAAAAUUGGAGAAAGAGAAUAUGCUGACUUGGUGAAGAUGAUGGACCAAGAAGAACAGCUUUCUGCAACCCUGACUCUGGCUGACCAACAUGCCAAAAUACAGGAAACUCAGAGGGUCUUGAAGGAUCAGAUCAAUGAAAAGGAAGCCAACAAAGCCAAAACGGAGGCUGAGAAAGUGGUUGAGAUGAUGGCUGAGGUGGAUGAGAGCAAGGUGAUGGAAGAGGAGAAAAAAGAGCAUUGGAUGAAGAAGCAAGCAUACCAAGAAAACACUCGACAGAUCCUUCAGAAGCAGGCCCAGCUGAGGAAGCUUCUUGAAGAGGAAAAUAAAUUAGAAGACAGAAAUCUUUCAAGAUCGGCAGAAGAAUAUAAUGUGAAGAUAGAACUCCAGAAGGAAAUGGAACAUCAGAAAGCAGAGAUGCAGAGGCUUGAAUACCAACAACGAGAGCUGUCUCUUGUUCAGAAACUAGAGGAGCAGCAGAUAAAAAGAGACAUGCUUCAGGAAACAAAGCUGGAAUUGGAGAUAUUGGAAAAAACUGCUCAAGAGAGGAAAAUUAUUGAAGAAAAGGAGAAGAAAAGAGAGGAAGCAAGACUCAACCUCCUUAAAGGACUAGAUGACCAAAUAAGAUAUAAAGAGGAGCAAGAAUCUAAGGAGCAAGAAAAAGAGGCAGAAUAUGGAAAAUUGCUUCUGGAGGUCAUGGCUGAGGAAGGUCGCCUGGAGCAGCUGGUGGCCAGGGCUCGCAGGCAGAGGCAGCUGGAUCACCGCCAGCUGGUUGAAUGCCUCCUGAAGGAGCGGCGAGCACUGAGGGCCAAGCUAAUGGAGCAGCGGCGGCAAGAAGACCAGGAAGAAUCAGCAUAUAACCAUCUCAGAAAAAGCAUCUUGGAGGAGGAAGAAAAGCUCCUGCUGCUCAAGCACGCGCCGCACCUGCUGCCGUUCUUCACCCCGGAGCUGCGCGCCCGGCUCAGGCAGCUCAUCUGACACAGCUUGAUUUCAGUGCAAACUCAUCAUUAGCAUCUUGUCUCCUUUCAUAUUUUUUAAAAUGAUAGCUAUAAGUUUUUUAUAAGAUUUGUAAUAACUUGUUAUUUAAUAAUUAAAUGUUAUUUCACACAAUCAUAAGAAUAAAUGCACAUCA
This is a messenger RNA of Eriocheir sinensis (Chinese mitten crab), 1919 nucleotides long. RefSeq names its product meiosis-specific nuclear structural protein 1-like. Gene Ontology annotation, cellular component: motile cilium. The record is from RefSeq and is a predicted model, not a curated record. Bases 635 to 1765 code for a protein of 376 amino acids. The transcript is spliced from 11 exons. Gene Ontology annotation, biological process: cilium organization. Lineage: Eukaryota; Metazoa; Arthropoda; Malacostraca; Decapoda; Varunidae.